CAUCUACUCGAAACAGGGCGAACGGCACUUUCACAUUCGCUUUGCAGCCCUCUAUUGGCCAAAACCGCACUAAAGAAGUUUCAACUGUCGGGUAGCGGUCCUGUAGUUCGCGUAAAAACUACAAAAACUUGCUUUACGGCAGUGGAGCAUCCUGCAGGCUGUGGGUGGAGCGUACUCGGCAGGUACAUGCAAAAGAAAGAUACCGUUACCUAGCGUUCAUGCCAGCUUUUCAAUUCUCAUCAUGGCGGAGCCUGCGAAGAAAAAGAAGGGUUUGAUGUCGGAGGAGGCGAAGAAAAGAAAACGGGAGCACGAUAGAGAAAGAGCUCGAACCAGAGUGAAUAUAGGGCGGGCUUAUGCUCGUUGGCGAGAGCUGAAGGAGGCUACGAGUUGCAAGACUGAUGGUGACCUGGCUUUGCUGCUACUAGACUUCUACCAGUCACGGCAAGUAACAUCGACUCCUAGCAAAGCCAAACAUGCACAACCACCACAACUGCCGGUGUCUAGCGUUACUGAGGAGUCUGACCGUGAUAGAGAUGACUUUACAGUCCUAGGUGUACAACAGCUGGAUGCACAAGAAGUGGGUGUGCUAGAAGCAAGCAUGCACUCAAUGAGUAUUGCAGAGGAGGAGUGUGACAGUCCAGAUGAAGCAAGGAACGAUUUGAGAAAUAGCACCAUUGACAUGGAUGAGAGGUGGACUGACCUAAGGUUUUGUGAAGAUGCAGACAGUUCUGAUGAAGAUAUCGCUUUUCUUCAGAUACGUCCUGGAGGUGCAGCUAACAUUGAACAGCUGCACGAGAUAAGCCUGGAUGAGGCCGUGCUUGAUGUUGUGAUGCCAACUGCCCCAGAAGAUGAUGAGCGCGACAUUCCAGAAAAUCAAAAGGUUGUUUGUGAAGAUGACCUGGUUGGCAAGAAAGCCAGUAUCGUUUAUCAUGAAAACCUAAACAUGCUGGCCACCUACCUCCAAUUGCCGAUACAGAGGUGCAGUAACAUCAACAAGGUUACAGGGGCAGUGUGCAAAGCAGGACCACCAUUUGAGGUGACUCUGAAACCCAGGGGAACUGGAGUCAUCUUGGAAUGGCAAUGUCCCUUUGGGCACACUUUGUGGCGGUGGAAUUCACAGCCCCUGAUGAAAUACGGCAUGCAGGGGGGUGAUUUCAUGCUGGCCAUCAACAUACUGCUCUCCGGCAACAAUUACAGGAAGAUUGCCUUUCUGUUCAAGUUCAUGCAAAUGGGGAUGGUGGCUGAGCCUACCUUUUUCAAGAUUCAAGACGCCUAUUGCAUUGAACCAGUGGAAGAGUUCUGGAAAAUGAUGAGGGCUGAUGUUCUAAACCGAUUGAAGGAGAAGGAUGAAGUUGUUGUCCUAGGUGAUGGCAGAAUGGAUUCUCCAGGUCACUGUGCACAGUAUUGCACGUACACGACAAUAGAGCAAGAGUCUCGUGACAUUGUGCAUAUUGUUUCUGUCGACAAGCGAGAGACAAACAGAAAUUCGGUGAUCCUGGAGAAGGAGUGUUUCAUUAGGACAAUGGAUGCACUUCUUCCAGAGAUCCAUGUGACAGAGGUGGUCACCGACGCACAUCCGCAAAUCUCAGCUUUGCUCAAUCCUGAACGUGGCAAAUACAAGGCAUGGAGUAUAAAGCAUUCCCUCGAUAUUUGGCAUGCAGCCAAGAAUUUGGGGAAGAAGAUACGACGGGCUGGUACAGUGAGGGCCUAGUCAGACCUCCUGCCUUGGAUAAAGGACAUUGUUAACCACUUCUGGUAUUGUGCCAAGCAAGCCUCUUCCGAGGAACAGUUCAAGCUGAAGUGGCAUGGACUUCUGCAUCAUGUCCGCAACCAGCACACAUGGUCAGUGGGAUGCUGUGAGCAUGAACCUCUAGGAGACGUAACCCAGGAGAAGCCUUGGUUAGAACAAGGUUCGGCAGCUCACCAGGCUCUCACUGCUAUUGUAUUGGACAAGCGGUGGUUGAAGGAUGUGGGGAAGUUCAUUACCUUCAGGACAACGUCAGAUCUGGAAAAUUUCCAGAAUCACAUCCUGAUGUACGCUGGAAAACGGUUUGCCUACAGUCCACCAGUGUACCGCACACGGACCCUGCUGGCGGCGAUUGACUACAACAGUCAUAAUCGUCGCCUUCCCGCGCGAAACAGAGAUGGACAAAAGAUGUACAGGCGCUACUACAAUAAAAAAUCAAAAUGCUGGAGUGUGUAUGGCCUGAGGGAGAAGAAGGACUAUGGGUACAUUCCAGA
Misgurnus anguillicaudatus (oriental weatherfish) is the source of this 2241-nucleotide messenger RNA. Lineage: Eukaryota; Metazoa; Chordata; Actinopteri; Cypriniformes; Cobitidae. The record is from RefSeq and is a predicted model, not a curated record.